Porites lobata is the source of this 1647-nucleotide messenger RNA. NCBI's taxonomy places the organism in Eukaryota, Metazoa, Cnidaria, Anthozoa, Scleractinia, Poritidae. The record is from the annotation of a GenBank genome assembly.
AUGAUUCUUGUAGACCUGGGCGGGACCUAUCACCAAGAUCUUCGUCAAGAUGUUUUUGUAAAAGAAGAGUACUACUUUUUAAACGUAUCUGGAAUUGGGACGUUUACAGUGUACGACACCUUUGACUGCACCUUUGAAUGUCUCAGCAAUCCUUCAUGUUUGUCUCUGAACCUGGCCGCCUCCAAAGAAGCCGAUGGAAAAUUUUGGUGUGAGCUUUUGUCUUCCCACAAAUUCAUCAACCCAAACGAGUACAAGGAAAACGAGAGUUCACAUCACUUUUCCUUGAAGGUGGGCUUAAAAACUUAAAUCAUAUUCAUUGAUAAAUUUUCAGUGCAGUCUCCAAGGCCAUAGAUUGAAAACCGCCAUCAACAAUUAACAGCUACAGGUAGAUUUGAAUUAAAUCAUCUGAUAGGCGUACAAUUUUGCGAUUUUAUCUAGCCAAGAGACUGUGGAAUAGUUUUCAGGAGGGGUGUGUGAAAUGUACAAUUAGUUAGAACUAUACUGGCUAAACGUAAACUUGAAUCGCUCAUCAGUACAAAAUGUUUUCACCAGAUCAAUCAUCAGUUUAUCAGUAAACCUAUACCGAUGUUAAAAUGCGCUAUAGAAGUAUUAAAUAUUAUUACUAUUGUUGUUGUUAUUACUAUUACUAUUUUUUAUCAUUAUUAUUAUUAUUAUUGUUAUCACUCAAAGAGGCAUUCCUGAGAAUGGCAAUUAUACGAUUUAUAAACAUGAAGAAAAGAAGCAGCUAAAUUACAUCCAAUACGAAAAUAUGUCCCCAAUGUUGGAAACCGUGUUAAGCAAAUGAAUUUCCAUGCUUGCUGGCGGAAAAUCGGCCAGUGAAGGAGGAUUUGGAUAAACAAUGCCUUUUUUUUGGGAAGAUUGUGAAGUGCCUGGAUAGCUGAAUAGAUACUGAAGUUACGAUCAGUCAAUGAAGCUUCUACGCUAUUCGGUGUAAAGAAACUGCAAAGUCUCUUGUUUUGUCUCUUCUAGGUUAGAUCCCGGCCGACAUCCUGCGUCCAAUAUGGACAGCAAAGUGCCCCCAAUGAUGGCAUUUAUAAGGUUUAUGACAACGGAGGAAAUACUUUCUUAGCCUACUGUGAUCUGAGAUCUGAGCUCGGUAUUGCAUGGACACUGGUCAUGUCUUGGAGUAGAGAGAAUCGCCUUAUUUCUGCUUUUCACAACUCCCCAUUUCAGAUUAAUGCCCCAGAAAACGAGACCUACCCGAGCUGGGAUCGUUACCGCUUAAGUCUGGAGCGAAUGAGAUCCCUGCAGGCUCACUCCACCCACUGGCGAGCAACAUGCAGCUAUCCGACUCAUGGCAUCGAUUUCAGAGACUACCUCCGAGGAAACUUCAAAGACUUUAACAUCGUCGACUUCAUGGGGUGGGGCACGUGCAAGAGAGUGGAACACAUCAAUAUCAGGGGCUACGUAGGCACGAAUUUGACGGCGCCUUUCUGGCAGGAUAUACACAAUGCAUUCAUUCUGCAUACCGACAGUGAAGCCACUCACUGUGAGUUUAACGCUGCUAGUACUGGCGCCGUGUCAAGUGAAGACAAUUUUGGCUUCUAUUCUUUCUUCAACACCAACUUUCGCUGCACACAGGACCCCCAGUCGAACACCCAGUGGUGGUUUGGAGCUCAUGUCUAA